UGUGAUUAUUAUUUUUAACAACCAAUGUCAAUAAAUGAUUCUUUUAGUAAUUUAAAUAUGAGUUUAAAUGAUGAAGGAUAUCAUAUUUUUAAAUUUAAUGCUGGAAGUAUGGAAGAAAUCGAGUAUAUUGACAUAAUAAUAGCCGCGGUUAGGAUUAAGAUCCCCCGGAUAAUACACGAGUGUUUCCAACAUAUUUUGGAGCACGGGAGUACCAUAGAAGGGAUUUUUCGAAUAAACGGCAGCAUUAAAAGAAUAAACCAAUUAUAUAAUCAUUUAAUACUACAUAAGAAAAUUGAGGAUUUUGCAGAAAUCUAUAGUAUUCAUGAUGUGUGUGGAGUAUUGAAAAAAUAUAUGAAGAACUACUUGAGCUCGAUAAACGAGAUAUUCACCAGUAAACAAAUUGAACAAAUUAAAAAAAUGAGUGAAGUGGUGGAAGAUAGUCAAAGUGUGCAAAGUUUUAAAACCGCUAAAGAAGAAGAAACGAAUGAAACAAUUGAUAAGUUUCUCAAUUACAUUAAUAAUUAUAAUUUAAGGUAUAAAAAUGAUUUUCUAAUUUAUUCAAUAUAUCAACUAAAUAAAUUGCAAUCAAUUGAAACAAAAAUGACCAAUUAUAAUUAUUCAAUAAUAUUCCAACCGUAUCUUUUCCCAACGUGCAACUUGAAUAAUUUGAUUUUCUGUCAAGAAUAUUUAUUCUACUUGAUGAAUAAUUUCAAUUAUUUAAUUAAAAACUACUCAAAUCGAGAAAUUAAAAAAAAUCGUUUUAGUCAAUUUAUGGAUUUCUAUAACACUCCUACAAAUAAACGAUUAUCUAAUCCGUUUCAUAAAUCAACGGAUUUGCUUAUCGAUCAAUUGAAAUACGAAGAUCAAACCUCUUUACAAAGUUUAGAUAAAUCUAGAAACAGUUCUUAUUCAAAAAGUUCAACUUCAAAUUUUGAUUCAAUCUUGUCGCCGAAAAACGAUUCAAUCUUGUCAAACCCGAAAAACGAUUCAAUCUUGUCAAACCCGAAAAACGAUUCCACCGUUUCAGUAGGUGAACUGAAAAAAUCAAAAAGAAGAAGUUUUAUAAAUUUUUUCAAUAAAAACCUCUCGAUUGAUGAUCUAUUAAUAACGAAUCAUGAUUCAAACCUAAUUGAUCAUAAUCAAAAGGAUAACUUAUUGAAGAGAAACUUUUCUUUAAGAGUUAAAUCAAGAAGGUAACGAUAACGACGUGUAUUAUAAUAU
Hyphopichia burtonii NRRL Y-1933 is the source of this 1221-nucleotide messenger RNA. Its product is annotated as Rho GTPase-activating protein. NCBI's taxonomy places the organism in Eukaryota, Fungi, Ascomycota, Pichiomycetes, Serinales, Debaryomycetaceae. The record is from RefSeq and is a predicted model, not a curated record. Bases 25 to 1197 code for a protein of 390 amino acids. The transcript has a single exon. Gene Ontology annotation, biological process: signal transduction.